Limulus polyphemus (Atlantic horseshoe crab) is the source of this 1368-nucleotide messenger RNA. Its product is annotated as isotocin receptor-like. Gene Ontology annotation, cellular component: membrane. The coding region runs from base 1 to 1368 and encodes 455 amino acids. The transcript has 3 exons. The record is from RefSeq and is a predicted model, not a curated record. Gene Ontology annotation, biological process: G protein-coupled receptor signaling pathway. Lineage: Eukaryota; Metazoa; Arthropoda; Merostomata; Xiphosura; Limulidae. Gene Ontology annotation, molecular function: peptide binding; vasopressin receptor activity.
AUGUCAACUUUGGACUUUGGAGAGACACCAGAAAUUUUAAAUGUGUCGUUUAUGAACUCUUCAACUAUUAUAAAUAACACAAAAGACAAGGGGAUACAACGUGACGAGACAAUAGCGCGGAUAGAGGUCGGAGUCUUGGCGUCAAUUUUCACCCUGACUAUCCUGGGAAACAUGUGUGUCCUAGUGGCACUGGCAGUGAGACGGAUCAAAAUGGCUAGGAUGUAUUACUUUCUCUUACAUCUCUGUAUUUCAGACCUUAUUACUGCGUUUUUUAACAUUCUGCCCCAACUUGCUUGGGAUGUUACGUAUCGAUUUUAUGGUGGAAAUAUACUGUGUAAAGUAAUUAAAUAUUUGCAGAUUUUGGGCCCUUAUUUAUCUUCCUACGUCUUGAUGGUUACGGCCAUCGAUCGUUAUCAUGCGAUUUGUUUUCCGCUUAGAAACUGUGUCUGGACUCCUCGAAAGUCAAAGCUAAUGAUCAUUGCUGCCUGGACAAUAUCGAUGUUAUGUUGUGUACCUCAAGUGUUCAUUUUCUCGUACCAGAAAGUUCUAAUAGAACCAAUUACUUUUGACUGUUGGGGGGUUUUCAUUCAACCAUGGGGAGAAAAAGUUUACGUCUUGUGGUAUGCUUUGUCACAGUUUUUCAUUCCACUUAUUGUAAUAACUUUCACUUGUGUUCGCAUAUGUAAGAAUGUUUGGUAUAACUUUCAUUUGAGAGGAAAAAACUCUAGACCUCAGACAUGCAACGAUGUUGUAGACGAACAUAACAGAAGAUCUUACCGCUUCAAGGGACGUGGUCAAGUAGAAGUGUGUCUAGACGCUGAGGCUAACAUGACAAAAUAUGAUCAACAAAACUACAAUGGUCCCAGAAGUCACUCUAUGCGAGGUCUAUCACGUGCUAAAGUCAAGACAGUUAGAAUAACUGUAGUGGUGAUUGCUUGCUACAUUAUUUGUUCAACACCAUUCAUUGUUGUUCAGCUUUGGGCUUACUGGAGCCCGUAUGCCCAGACUUCGCCUAUUUGGAAAGGACCAACAGUUGCCAUUUUGAUGCUUCUAGCAAGUUUGAAUAGCUGCGUGAACCCAUGGAUAUAUUUGGCCUUCAACCAUAACCUAGUUACUGCCUUGAAACAUAUAUGUUGCCACGAAAGAUCCCAGGGUUACUCUCCCCAGGUCCCCGUGGAAAACAUUAAUAACACUACCAGUAGAAGUUCACAGACAGACAAUGAAAUCUGCACUUCCUAUCCACUCAGCUUGAGAUGCGGUGUUCACUACACAUCUUCUUUUCGCCUCAAAAAGACAAAGAUAACUGGUUGUCGACCGUGUCCAAAUAUCCAGGAUCUUCACGAUGAAGCAGAGACGUUCAGUGCAUAA